Messenger RNA from Camelina sativa (false flax), 1127 nucleotides. RefSeq lists its product as uncharacterized. The record is from RefSeq and is a predicted model, not a curated record. Lineage: Eukaryota; Viridiplantae; Streptophyta; Magnoliopsida; Brassicales; Brassicaceae.
GGUUGUAGUUAGUAUUAAAUUUUUAAAAAUUAUAACUCUGUCGGUUGUCCAUGACAGAUGUGUGUGGAUGCGUAAUAUAGGUCGCUGAAAUUAAUGAAGGAGUAAGUGCCGUUCCUUAAAAUGGACGGACAAACCUUUGCGAUAGUGUUGUUAUCAAACUACAUCUCUGAGUGACCAUGGAAUGCAACUAUAUCUCCGAUCUACAUCCGGGACGGAAAAAUUGGGUCAUACAAGCUAAGGUUUUAAGUAUUUGGGUUCUUUGUGAGUUUUUCACCAAAAGGGUGUUGCUUCUCGCAGAUGAAAAGGGUGACACAAUCGAAGCCACAAUUGUGUUUACUGAGUUUGAAUAUGAAAUACCAAGAUUUAUUAAAGACGGUGAAUGGUAUUCCUUAAGUGAUUUCAAAGUCAUCAAGCCAACCCUAAAAGAAAGAAACACAACUCAUCCUUACCAAAUAAAGGUUUGGGAGAAAACAAAAAUGAAUCUAAUUCAGCCGAUUACUUGCAAAAAUUAUUUUCGCUUUGAAGAUUUUGCAGAUAUAAAUCAUGCAAGAGUAAAUGAAGGUGUUACUUUCGAUGUGUGUGGAUGUAUAAUAGAUGUCUCUGAAAUGAAUGAAGGAGUAAGUGUCGUUCCUCAAAAUGGGCGGACCAACCUUUGCGAUGGUGUUGUUAUCAAACUUUUAAAUGGGAGGAAUGAAACUCUAAAAUGUCAUGCAAUGGGAAAUUAUGCUUCAUAAUUCAUGAGAAUGUGGAAAUCAAAAAAUUACCAUCUCACAUUUAAAUCUAAGCCAGUGUUUAGUGUCUUUCGUUUCUGGAAAAUUUCUGAAUUGGAAGGUACACCAUGUAUUGUCAAUACUUAUGGCUCAUCAAGGAUCUAUAUUAAUCCAGAGUUUGCAGGACUCAAAAAUCAUAAAGCAAUCUCUGAAUUUGCUGGGAGGUAUCAUGUACGCCAACAAUUGAAACAUCAAGACGAUUCUUCAAGUUCUAAAUCGAUUGGCUAGCAAGUUUUUAGGGUGUAUGUUUUAAAUGAAACUAAGGUUCCUAAUAUCUACUAUUAAAGUUCUACGUAAUGUGACUUUUGUAUGACAACUAAUUACUUCUCCAUGCUCUCUAUCACUUGUUUUACUAAA